Messenger RNA from Prunus mume (Japanese apricot), 1737 nucleotides. The record is from RefSeq and is a predicted model, not a curated record. NCBI's taxonomy places the organism in Eukaryota, Viridiplantae, Streptophyta, Magnoliopsida, Rosales, Rosaceae.
AUGAGCCGAGCUCCUCUAUUGUCAACCCCUGAGUUUGGGGACGUCCUUACCAUCUAUCUCUCUGUCUUGGCUACAGCAGUUAGCUCAGUGCUCAUUCGACCACACGAAGGUGCUGAGCAUCUGGUGCACUAUGUGAGCAAAGGAUUGCAAGAUGCGGAGGCUCGGUACCCAGACAUUGAGAAACUUGCUUUCGCACUGGUAGUCUCGGCUAGACGCCUCCGACCAUACUUUCAAGCUCACACCAUACAUAUCUUAACCAACCAACCGCUCAGGCAAGUGUUGCAGAAGCCAGAGACUUCUGGGAGAUUGGUUAAUUGUGCCAUUGAACUUGGUGAAUUUGAUAUCCACUACAAACCCCGCCCAGCUACAAAGGGCCAAGAGGUUGCUGACUUCAUAUCAGAAUUCACAGAUCCCCGAGCUUCGACCUCUACCCAGGUCAUAACCAAACCUAGUGUUCCUCCGAGCCAGCUCCACGUCGCCAACAAUGGCAACCUUGACUUGACCCAGCCCUUGUGGACCUUAUAUGUGGAUGGCUCCUCCAAUGCCCAAGGAUGUGGGGCCGGCCUCGUUCUCCUCUUCCCAGACAAGGUUGUCCUUGAGUACGCCUUCCACUUCAAAUUCCACACCUCCAACAAUGAGGCCGAAUACGAAGCACUCCUAGCUGGCCUUCGACUAGCAAAGGAGAUGGGCACCAAGCAAAUUCAGAUAUUCAGCGACUCACAGCUUGUUGUCCAUCAAGUCAAACAGGACUUCACGGCCAAGGACAUCUCCAUGACAGCGUACCUCCAACAUACCCGCCACUUGCUUGGAACUUUCGACGCUCAUCUUAUAAGCCAGAUGCCAUGCUCUAAGAACAGCCAUGCUGAUGCAUUAGCAAGGCUAGCCUCGGCCUUGGAGCAGGGCAUAGGUCGUAACAUCCACAUCGAGUUCUUGGCCCAGCCCAGCACACGGGCACCACUCAUCUGUGUCAUCGAUCACAGCCUUACAUGGACGGACCCCAUCACUCAGUUCUUGCAGAACCAGACACUACCUGCUGAUCCUGCGGAAGCGCGGCGUGUUCGCUAUCGUUCCGCUCGAUAUUUGAUCAUCAAUGACGCCAUAUACAAGCGCGGCUUCAGCUUACCUUACCUUCGGUGUCUGAGAGGAAGGUACCUACGUCCUAAUGGGGAUUCAUUAGGGUAUCUGCGGCAACCACUCAGGCGCUCGCUCCCUAGCACACAAGUUGUAGCUGUGGACUACUUCACCAAGUGGGCUGAGGCCGAAGCCUUGGCCACCAUCACUGCAGCCCGCAUUGAAACUUUUGUUUGGCAAAAUAUCGUAUGUCGCUUUGGCAUCCCCAACACCAUCGUCACCGACAAUGACCGACAAUUUGACAAUGUCAAGUGCAAACAAUUUUGUUCCAACCUCAAGAUACAUCUUUGCUUCGCCUCCCCAGCCCAUCCUCAGUCUAAUGGCCAGGUGGAAGCCGUGAAUAAGAUCAUCAAGAAAACUCUAAAAACCAAGCUUGACAAAGCUAAGGGUUGCUGGCCAGAGCUUCUCCUAGAGGUUCUCUGGUCCUACCGCACCACCUUCCGUACCUCAACAGGAGAAACACCGUUCUCUCUUUCCUUUGGUACUGAAGCCAUGGCACCAGUGGAAAUUGGCCAGCCCACAUACCAAACCUCCACUUAUGAGGCCGAAGUCAAUGACGAGCAGCUAGCCCUGAACCUUGAUUUCAUUGAUGAGCUUCGGAACUAA